AAAUUAGUCCCUAUAGCAUUAUUAGAUUAUUGUGGAAAUCGGUGGAACGUGUAAAACAUGGGAGAUUUCAUAUUUUGAAGCCAACACUUGUACAAGCAACGAAUUUUUUCCAUCAAAAGAAAAACAAAAAUCAAGAAAAGUUCAGCUAGUCAAAUUGAUAUCAUCUCCACCCGCAAAUCCAGCUAGAAACUCUUCCUCCAAUGUCUCUUAAACUACCGGCUUCCAUUACCACUUCCUCGGUUUUCCACCAAAACUAUGUUUCAAAUCAAACUCAGAUCAACAAAGUCAACCCGUUCCCUUCAACAACCAAAGGAAAUCACAUAAUCUUAGUGCAUAAUCCAUCCAAUCAAAUCAACACAGCAAAGACGGGAGAAGAAGAAUAUGAUCACUGUAAUAACAUUAAGAAGAGAAAUCUCCUCCUUGGUUUGGGUACUCUAUUCAGCACAGCUACAGUAUUCACCAAUCAAAACUUAAUUUCCAUUGCAGCUCUUCAACAUAAAAUGAUUUCAGGAUUAAAACCAUUAAUCCUUGAGAAGAAAACAGUACAGGUAUUAGUUCAAAGACCCAAAAAAUUGAGAUCCAAAUCCAAGAAAGGGAAUUCUACAACUGAAGUCUUGGUUGUGGACGGAAUUGAGAUUCACCAUGAUGGACCUGUCAAGUUUGAUGUUUAUGUAGCCAAAGCUCAUAAUGGUGUUAUAAGUUCUGGUUUGGGCGAAUUUGCUGGGAGUUUAGUGAAUAUGCCAUUUUCUCGGAUUGGAAAAGAUGGAAUUCAGGUGCAGGGUAAAGGAAGUCUGGAAUUGGGUAUUGGUGGAUUAGUUAGAGAUAUUGAUGCUCAAGAUUGUGAUGAAAUUGCUGUUAGUUUAGUUCCUAAACUUGGAGAAAUAAAGAUUGACAGCAUUCGUAUUGAGGGCUGGAAUUCUGCAAGGGACGUGGACCAUAUCGGAGCUCUUCAACCCUUGAAACCACAUCGCACAGCCACCUUUGCGUCACUCUUGAACCCAGCUGAGAUGCAUCUUAUAAGCUAACAGUAGCUUAUAUCAAUGUAACUUAAGAUUUCUCCUCAGAGUUUCUUGUUGAAAUAAACAAAUUGAUAAACCAAAGUUUCUUCAGUGCAAAAACGUGAUGCAUAUUGCAUCGUGCACAGCAAUGUGCCAUAUAGGCAUUCCCAUAAUAACCUAAUUUCGUUCUACCAGUUUAAGACUAAUGCUAUCUUUCUGAAGAUCCAGCGAUAAUGACAAAGGACCAAGAACAACGAAACAGUUAGGUUUACAGAAUAACAAACUGUAGCAGCAGCAGUACUAGUUACAUCAUAGCAAAAAGAAUCACUCCAAUAUAAAGAAUAGAUCACAACAACAAACUGUUUGUUACAAACUUAUGAUGACUUUAAAUUACAUACAAACUGAGGUUUUGAAACUACAUACAAACUAAGUUUGAAAGACAUAAAGAUGUCAGGGGGUUCAAAGUGUACAGGCAACCUUCCUAGGUAGCAAUUGUUGAACUGGCAAAGUGGCAAUAUAUUCUACAAUCUGGAAUGGCGACAAGACGUCUAGACCUUAUGAAAAAAAAA
Molecule: messenger RNA, 1567 nt
Organism: Papaver somniferum (opium poppy)
Lineage: Eukaryota; Viridiplantae; Streptophyta; Magnoliopsida; Ranunculales; Papaveraceae
Product: polyphenol oxidase latent form, chloroplastic-like
Exons: 2
Coding region: 201-1025 (274 amino acids)
Molecular function (GO): catechol oxidase activity
Source: RefSeq, a predicted model, not a curated record